Molecule: messenger RNA, 10022 nt
Organism: Mizuhopecten yessoensis (Yesso scallop)
Lineage: Eukaryota; Metazoa; Mollusca; Bivalvia; Pectinida; Pectinidae
Product: tight junction protein ZO-1-like
Exons: 32
Coding region: 998-5476 (1492 amino acids)
Biological process (GO): cell-cell junction organization; protein localization to cell-cell junction; cell-cell adhesion
Cellular component (GO): bicellular tight junction; plasma membrane
Molecular function (GO): cell adhesion molecule binding
Source: RefSeq, a predicted model, not a curated record
CUUGUAGCACACUGCCUCAGAGCUGUAGGGACCACUGAGAAGACGGAGAGGGCUGUGUGUGUUUCGGAUGAUGGAGAGAUAGGCGGACUGAAAAGAGCCUUUUUGACGCAGCAGGAAAAGGAAAGAAUAGGACACAAAUCUGAACACGGAUCAAAGUAACAAACUUUCAACUUUCUUUCCAUCCUGAGAAGAAACGGAAAGGAUAAGAUUUUCUUUCAAUAUCCAACCAGCAACUUUUGUGAAAUUGAAUUGUAAGAAAAAGGAAUAAUACUUUCUUGCAAUUGGAAGUAAAAAAGGCAAACACAUCUUUCAGUCAACAUUUCAUUGGAUUGAGAAAGAAAGGUUUAGAUAAACAAUCUCUUUCUCUCCAGUUGAGAAGGAUUUAUAACGUAACGUCUUUCUCUUGUAAACAAUAACUUGUCUACUAUACUCUCCAUCCUAGAGAAGUACGUUUCACCGACUGAACUGUCGAGGAAUUUAGUUAUCACUGCGGGAACUUGAAGAUUGACAAAAACAACAAAGCUUUUACGAAAGGUCCAUGAAGAACUCAUGCGUUGACCUAAAUCUAUUAUCGUCCCUUGUGAUAACGGAAAAAGAAAAUACCGAUAAUUUCUUGUGGAGAUAUAUUUUACGUGUGUGAAUUUAAAUUUCGUUAGAAUAUUUAAGGAAACGGCAACAAAAAAAUGUUGGUGGAAGUUAUUUAUAGGUGUGAUGACAUCACAGACAAAUUUUGCAGAGCACUUUGAUGUAUCACACGACAGAUUCCAAUUAACCAAUCAAAUUCCUUGAAUUUAUCUUUUUUUUUUCGUUUUUGAACAAAAUUGAAUAUUUACACACAACUUUUGAGAAUGGAAGUGGACUUUUACACUAUUUCUGCUGUGGUUUACACCGUCAUCUGAUAUUGUAGUGUUUACACUGAUUUUGGUGUAAAGUGAGAACAUUAAUUUCUAUACCAGUGUAAUAGUUUACACCAAGUUUCGACAUCUUGACAAGAAACAUGAAGCUUCCAAGUAACUUGUUCCGGCAGAUCUGCAAGGUUGGUGACAACGUAGUUUGGGAGACACACAAAGUCACACUUUCCCGCGUGCCGAGGUUCGGCUUUGGUAUUGCGGUGAGCGGAGGUAGAGACAAUCCACACUUCGCCAAUGGUGACCCCUCUAUAGCUAUCUCAGAUGUGCUCAAGGCAGGACCUGCCGAGGGCAAGCUUCUGAUCAAUGACCGGGUGACAUCCGUGAAUGGAAUACUUCUUGAUAACGUAGAACAUUCGGCUGCCAUCACCGUUCUCAAGGAAAGCGGAAACACCGUCACUUUGGUUAUUCGUCGGAGGGUACUUUUACCGACACCCAUGGAAACUGAGAGCAACACGCCCCUCAAAAUUACGCUAUCCAAGCGCAACAGAAAAGAUGAAUACGGAGUGGUGCUUGGAUGCCAGUAUUUCAUUAAGGAGAUCAUUGGACAGAGUCUCGCUGCUCAGGACGGAACCAUCAAGGAGGGGGACUUCGUACUUAAGAUCAACAACACGUCCAUUGAGAGCCUGUCCCUGGUGGAGGCGAAGCGUCUGAUAGACAAAACCAAGGACAAGCUACAGCUCUGUGUAACAAAGAAAAAGUUGGAGGAGAAACUACACAUUCGUCAAGGCAGCAAAACUGAUGAUGAAUACUCGCUGGGUUAUGGAACCUUACAGGGAACUCUCCAAUCAAAGAAACAAGAAAUAAACGACGUGAACUUCUACCGUUCGCCGAGUCAGAAUGACAAUGAUUUAUACAAAGGGAACUAUGAUCCCAAUAAUCUCCCGCCUGGGGCCUACCCCUCCUCGGAGCAUGCUCGGUACGACGGGCGCUAUGUUUACGACAAUGAGGCGCCCCCUAGGCCUCCGCUUCCACUGGAAACAGAUGCUCCGCCACGCCCUCCGAGCCCCGGUAAGGAACUGCUCCGCCCUGACGACUUCUACGGGCAGCCGACGUCACCAAAGUCACCGACCCGUGAACAGGAUGGUUACAUGAGUGACUCUCAACGCCGACCUCCAAUGUCCCCGAAACUACAAGACAUGAUGGACGCUGGCAUGAAGAGACGUCCACACGAAGAAAGAUAUGUCGGCAAACGGAAAGACAUAACGUUGGAGCCGCGUCAUGUCUAUUUCGAGAAAGAGCCGGAGCUUGGACUAGGUCUGCGACUGGCCGGAGGAAACGCCACCGGGAUAUUUAUAGCCUCUGUACAGCCUGGCAGUGGGGCAGAGGUUGUGGGGCUCACAGAGGGGGAUCAAAUACUCAUGGCCAACAACAAGGAUAUCCCGGGUUUGUCCCGAGAGGAGGCGGUCAGUUACCUGACCAGUCUGGAGGGGCGUGUCAACAUGAUAGUUCAGUACCAGAAGGAAGAAUAUGACAGAAUUAUGACCAGUCAGGAGGCGGGCGAUUCCUUCUAUAUCAAAACACAUUUUGCCUAUGAACAACGAGAACAGGGCGAGCUGUCCUUUACAACGGGCGAUAUAUUCCAUGUCAAGGACACGCUGUUUAGGGGCGUGGUCGGGUCGUGGCUUGUGACCCGGGUCGGACGUAAUAACCAGGAAACACAGAAAGGCAUUAUACCUAAUAAAAACAGAGCGGAACAACUAGCUAUCACCAAGCAACAGUCCGAGGAGGAGAAGGAGAAUUCGCCGUCCAAGAGUCGCAGCCUCCUUUUUAAACGUAAAGCCGCUCGCCGAUCUAAGUCGCUUGGCAAGGACCACUGGGAGGAUGUUAUAUUUUCUGAAAAUGGUGCGAGCCUUUCUACAAAAUUUCCCGCCUAUGAGAGAGUUGUUCUCAAAGACUGUGGGUUUCAUCGUCCUGUAGUGAUUUUCGGAGCCCUCGCCGAUGUGGCACGAGAAAAGCUUCUAAAUGAAUAUCCUGAUCAGUUUGAAUCGCCACAAAAUGAUGCAUCUACUCUGAAUGAUGACAAGAAAUCAAAUAAAUCAGGAAUUAUACGUUUGGGUGCAAUAAAGGAGAUUAUAACUAAGAGAAGGCACUGUUUACUUGACGUGACGCCACACAACGUUGAUCGUCUUAACUACGCCCAGUAUUACCCUGUCGUUGUCUUCCUGAAGGCCGAAAAUAAAAACGUCGUCAAGGAAAGUCGUGCUAGAUUCGCUAAAGGUUCCAGCAAAAAUCCAAAGAAACUUUUCGAACAGAGCGGAAAACUGGAGAAAAUAUAUCACCACCUAUUCACAGCCACGAUAAGUCACAACGCUACCGACAUCUGGUAUCGUCGGCUACGAGAAGUAGUGGAACUACAACAGAAACAGAAUAUCUGGAUGUCUGAACGCAAGCCCGAGGAUGAUAUCAGUGACGAUUACCUAUUCCCGAUGUCCAAUCGCCUUAGCUUCGCACCGUCCCAGCAGAGCGAGCUAGACUUAAGUCGACCUGUCGAUGACCUUGACCUUUCACCUAUGCAUAAGAAGCGACUAGUGAGGUCAUCUUCCGACCCCAGUGUGAACACAACAGACAGAAUUCCCGGCAUUCCACCGUACCCAGCACCUCCAGCGUACCACAAAACCCCGGGGGUACAGAAAAACCCGGGCAUGCUUGACGACAGAAGAUAUGUGGAAUUGGAUGGCCUCCCUGAGGACCGAUAUUAUGCAUCAUAUUACGCGUCGGAGAAUCGGCAUCACCCGGCCAGAACUCAGAUCGACCCGUAUGCCACCAUCACCCCACAUGAACGCCUCUACCCCCGAGGACAGCAGGAUGAGCGUUGGUUCAACCCUGCUUACGAUGACCCAGACCACCAAGGGAACCGUUACGGCCAAAACCAUCAUCGGCGGUCAGAAUCGGACCUAGCUCAUACGACCCGUCAAUCCACAUCAUCACUUCCCCCUCCCCCGCCUCAUCACAACGACCCUCAGCAUCAGCACCAUCGGCCCUACACAGAUAAUUCCUCAUACAGCAGUGAUUCCUAUACUAAGUACACGUCACACCCUGCCAACAAACACGACGAUUCCAAACUCCGUGAGAAACUUGGCGCCAAGGGGUCACAUGACCCGUACCGCUUCACACGGAGUACCGCACAUCCUGUCAGCACCGCACAUGUCGACAAAUCAAAACUUUCCGAUCUGUCAGCGAGAUACAGAAAAGAUGAACAGGGUCAGGGAAGAAGUAAAUCUGUGCCGUCCCAGCGGCCGGGGACUGCGCCCCCAGAGGUCGGAGGUCAUCAUCGCGACCCCAACAAUAAGAAGGAGCCGCCCCCAGUGCCUGUGAAAACCUAUAACCUGAAGGAUCGGGGUAUAGAGCCUGACGACCAGAAAAUCAGGAACUACGAAAAUUCUAACAGGAGUUACAACUAUGCAGAUUCCAGUAACUACGCCGUCGUCAACAAAAUCAAAACGGGCAACAUGCGCAGUCCUCCUUCCCAGGAUUACCACGACCCGAACGAAAACCCCUACGACUACGUCGCACCACGAUCCGGAUACCAAAGGCAGCCACAAGGAAACGAGAGAAUAAUGGCAAACCAUUACGCUCGACCUUAUGUUGCCCAGGAACCGAACAACCCGGAGCCUCACUCUGAUCGAGGUCAAAGGUCAGGAGGCGCGUUCGUUAAUCAAAUGUACAUGGACCAUCAGGAGUUACAGCGGCUUAAAGCACAGCAAGGCGGUGGCACUAACGGUCACCAUGGCAACAUGGAGGGCUAUUCUCGUGACCCUGGGUAUCCAAGUGCGGCUGAUCGCCCGAGAGAACGGAUGAAUGCUGACUCCACAGACACCGAUGAAAGGGGAAGCGCAUUUGAAGCAUACAAAAAGCCUGUCAUGUCGACUUUCGGAAAGUCUGAUAUGAAUGGUCCCUCCUCACCCAAACCUCUACUGCAGCCCGGCAGGCAGUACAGCCCUAACCAAGCCGUGUACAGCGACGAAACUAACAUGGUCACCUAUGACCCACAACCUCACUCUGACCUUGGUGAGAGUGAGGCUCGAUCUGACAGGUCAGGUGAUGUGUCAGGUGACAAGUCAGCUGAUCAAGAAGAGCGACAACGGUUUGAUAGUGACAGUAGUGGGUUAGACAGUGGAAAAUCUAUAGAGGAAGGUCACACAGUGGUGGCUACUGCCCGGGGAAUUUUCGACCACAAAGGUGGUGUGUUAGAAUCAAAAGAAACAGGUGUGAGUAUCGUCAUUCCACUAGGCGCUAUCCCUGAGGGCGUCCAGCAGGAAAUCUACUUUAAAGUUUGUAAGGACAACAACAUCCUUCCACCACUGGACAGAGAGAAAGGUGAGACGUUGCUGAGCCCCCUUGUCAUGUGUGGGCCCCACGGACUGAAGUUUCUCCACCCUGUGGAGUUGCGUCUCCCUCAUUGUGCCUCUGUCAACCCGGACAGCUGGUCAUUCGCCCUUAAGUCCAGUGACUCCCCCUCAGGACAUCCCACACAGUGGCAGAAUAUGAACCUGGCCGGCAUGGACCAAGGUUCUCAGGGUAAAGUAGGCAAGAGUAGCGUAUCCGUCCUGGUGGACCAUUUCUGAUCCACACACUCAUCCACCUAAAGGUCCACGGAGUCGGCGGACAGUUCCACAUAAGUUCCACUGACCAGGCAAUUCCACGCUAGUUAUACUGACGAGUCACUCAUCCAACUCGAGGUUGAAACGGUAGGUGGACAAUUCCACGCAAGUUAUACCGACCUGCACUGUGCAGACAAAGAGGACGUCACGUGUGGAAUGGCAAUUAAAGUGGAUAAGGUUAAUAUUCCACAUGAAGUGGAUAAGGGUAAUUUCUAUCCAGACAGUAGACGCCGUUGUACAAUGGAAACAGGCCAGCAAUGGAUACGUUCACUGCAAACCGUAUAACUUGUAUACUAAGUACAACAUGGACACAGGGACUGGAUACGUUUAAUACAAACCGGAUAACUUGUAUACUAAGUACAACAUGGACACAGGGACUGGAUAUGUCUCCAUCUGGUCAUGUGCUUCGUCAGUGGAUAAUGUGGAUACAUUACAGGAUGGAUAUCCACACAUGGGAGUGUAUACUGAAUACUGCAUAGAUGAUACCAGAUUCUACAUCAGUACAGAUCUUACGAACAGUUACAUCUAUAAACGGUUUAUUAUGUAUUUCAUCCACUCAGGAAAUUAAACAAAACUUUUGUUUUUGUGGUCUAAACUUUUAAUCUUCACAGAGAUAUACACUUGGGUCUUCUUGUGGGAGGAAACCAGAGUACCCGGAGAAAACCUGCGUGGUAGGGCAGGUGACCCCAUACCUUUUCACAUCUGAUUGGGGAAUCCAACCCCGGCUGCUUUGGUGAAAGGCAAGUGCGCUAUCCACUGCACCACCCGGCCACCCAAUCAGGGAUACUGUAUAGUUUGAACAAGUCUGAAGUAAAAACACAGUCUGAACAAGUCUGAAGUAAAAACACAGUCUGAACAAGUCUGAAGUAAAAACACAGUCUGCUUCGUAUCCAUAGUUUAGAAACCCUAACAUAUCAUUAUGAAAUGCAAUGAAAUCAAAAGUUACAGAGAACAUGCCCUGGUUGAACUCAAUCUUAUAAAUUAGGCCAUAUUCAGUCAAAAUUAGACAGGAUUGCUUCCAUUUAUGAUGGUAACAACUGUUUUUUCGGCAAUAUUUUAUGACAGACUUGCCUACAUUUUUAUUGGUCAGUUCUGUUGUAUUGCAAUAGUUUACAAUGGAUUUGUUCCAUUACAUCCGUCUAGUUGUACAGUUGAUCAGACCGAGCCACAAAAUGGGAGGAUUAUUACUUUUACACAGAUUCAUUCAGGUUUUGCUAUAUUGAAGUACUCAAUUGAAACGGCAGCAGAUUUUGAGAUGAACAUGUUAUAUUUCAAAACUUGAUUUGAUACAUCAUGUAAUGUUCCUGAAAUGAACAUUGGAAAAUUUGUCGUUUACUGUUCUUUAGAGUUGAUGAUGUUAGGAGCAUACAGAACAAUAAUUGUAACAUUGUAUUUUUGUUUACAUGUCAAUCUUUUUGUGUUUGACUUACAAGAUCUCCUUAAGUUUUAAGUUUACCGUUGACAGCUUAGUGAUAGAUGUUCAUGUGUUGUGAACUUGGUUCAUGUGUUAUGAACUACAUUGUAACUAUGAGCGUGAUCUUUUUGGUUGUGAUUUACAAUUAAUACUUACAUGAGCCGGUUGAAUUGUGAUCACCAUGAAAGGAAUGUAAUCAGGAUAAAAAUGGGUGUGGUUAUGAUAAUUAGCAUAAAAAGGGGCGUGGUUAUGAUAAUCGGCAUAAAAAGGGGGUGUGGUUAUGAUAAUGAAUCUUUCCGGCAUGCUUUAUUCAAAAUGAGUUUUCAGGGGAAAACAACUCUUAUAAGAUAUAGAUUUUGGAAAAUAUGAUAUUGAAACGAAAUCUCCAGCGACUGCUAAACAAGACACAUUGUUGAUGUUUUUAUUUAUUUUUGAGGUUGUCUUGACCUUUUCACCCCUAGGUAACUUUAGUAGACUCUACCAUGCAUUGGUGGGGAUGAGUUCAUUAUGGUCUACAGGGGUGAAAGGGUUAACUUUUCCAAUGACCUAGGUUGUUCUCAUUCCUCCAGUGUGUAUCCUGAUCGCAUUUCCAGUCAUUGACAUGUACAGAUUUAUACAACUCUAAAGGAAGGAUUUAUCGGGCCUUUUUAACUAUUUAGCCUCAUUACAUAUGAUCAGAGUCAUCGGCCCAGGACAAUGUAUAGAUGAAAAGUGUGUUGUUUGAAGUCAGUGGCCCUGAUUAUGUAUAUGUAUAAAGUUGGUGUUUUAUCCAUGAGCCUGGUUAUAUAGAAAGUUUACACUUCCACUGACUAUAUGUAUAGAUUCAAAUUUGGUUGGUGUCAGGCCUGCCCUGGUAUUUAUACAAAGUUUGUCAUCAUGGGCCCUGGACUAUGUAUACAAGUGAGGGUUGUGUAAAGAGUCAUUGGCCCUGAUCAUUAAUCUGAAUACAAUUUAGUAUAUCGUCUAUUUAUAAUGUCCUGAGCCCUGCACACUGAACAGACUAAAAGGGCCCUGUACUAUUUAAACUGGAAAUUGCCUUAUAAGGGGUUAGGCCUAAAGAGGCCCCGUAUUCUGUAUAAUGUAGUACUACUAUACAGGAGAUUUUAUGAACAAAAAUAUAUUCGUUUUCUGUGAUAAAACCUGAUAUUUGUACGUUGAAAGUAAGAAAAUUAUAAACAUGUUGAUAUUAAGAUAUUGUUAGGUAACCUUACUGCUGUAAAAUGUUGAUUUUUAUCAUUAUUUGUUAAAACGAUCAGAAAAUAUAGCUUUGUGUAUACAAUUUUGAAAAUAUCUUUCUUUAACUUAUUCACCCCUUUGAAGACACAACUUAACUCUUCCAAUUCAAAGCUGGGAAUAGCUCAUCAUGAAAUUUGAGGGGUGAAUAUGUUAGUAAACGUUUAUGGUUGAAAAAUGACCUGAGCUGCAUCAUUCUUCUCUCACAGCAAGUAAAAGCCGUUUCUGGUACUUUUUUUUUUUUACUUUUACUAAGUCGACUUGAGUGAUGUAUUAAGGUUGUGAGUCGCCCUUUAUAUGUGAUUUUACGUGAGGUUGUGUUUUCUUUAUUUUUCUCUGUUCGUGUCAACUUAUUUGAAGAACUAUAACUUAAAGGGACAUUUUUUUGUGAUGUGAAAAGUUUGUAAUUACGGAUUGACCGUCAUUUUGACGGCAUAUACAGUAGUAUGAAUGCAGUUGCAUGGCAACGAACAUAUUCUAUGGUGCGCGUUACAAUUUAUUUUAUGUGAAUUUACCUUUAUGUGAGUUUUUUUCUUUAUGAAAAUCAGAAAAUAUAUCAUACUCAAAUAUUUUUGUCACACUUAAUUUGAAAAUUUGCUGAAACGAGAACACCAAUGAUUAUGACAAAGGGAAUUAACUCUGAUAUAAAUUUAUUUUUGUUAAAGGAAGUGUUCUUUGUUCCAGAGAAGCACACAUAAUAGUUUUAUAUAUUUCUGCUCGUUCUAUUAAAAUGUCUGUUGUAUCUGUAUGUUAUGUAAUAUAAUGGAAUUGAUAAGAGAAUUCGUCAGUUUUCAAAACAACAAUACAUAUAUAUAUCACUGCAAUAAAAGUAUGAUAUAUUUUUUUUCAAAUUCUUUCUGGAAAUUUGAAAUUGCCCCUUUGCGUUACCUAUCUAUUGUACUAAACACCCGCUCUCCGAUAGUGUCGUUUCUAAUUUGUUCCUUUAACUAGACAGGAUGUGUACCAAAUAAUGAAGUUUCACAAUAUUUUUGUAAGAGAAGACAUUUUUCGUUCAUAUUGAACACAAAAAUGAUUGUCUUUUUAUCCAGUGCAAGUUUCAUAAUUCUAGUUAUAACAAAAACAAUUAAAUAUUUCAGGUGAUUAGUACGACAAAAACAGUGAUUGUAGCGUCAGUGCUGAUGUAGAAUGUUGACUUUAGAAAAGUGUUGAGUAUUUUAGAGAUGAUUUUUGUAAAAACUGUCAAAGAGCAUUAUUUUGUUAUAAGAGUGCUGAGGUGUGCUUACCAUUGUUGGUCACACCUCAUCGUUCUGAAUAGAAUGGAUCUGAUGUACAGUGUAUGUGGAGAUGUGUGUUCCAUUGUAGAUCAACUGGUUCUUUAGAACCAGCCAUCAAAAUGGUAAAUGUUCUGCUGUACAUUUAUUUUAUUGUACUAUUAAACUGUUUUCUAUUGUGAAUACAGUGGGUUCAUUUGAAUCCACCAAUCUCGUGAUAUUUAAACCAUGUACAUCCGUUUAAAUUUGCCUGAUCAUUUACAAGUUGUAUUAUUUUAAAAUUGUAACAAAAGUGGAAUUAUAUAAAGAAUAAAUCAAACAGAAAUGCUACAUCUAUGCAGCAUUUAAUAUAUUCAGUCGUGGGCCCUGUAGAUGAAUGGGGCCCUACUUAUGUAUAGAAAACACCUCUUGCCACUGUUAGGGGUACCCAAAGGGGAAUCAAUCACCUACUGUAAGAGGCCCAGGAAGGGGUAAUCAUGUGGAUAGCAAUAAAAUCAUUUGUCAUAUGAAUUACAAGGAAACAGUAUUUUGUAUGUGCUGUUUGAUCAUUUCAUGUAAAUAAUAAUGUGUACAGGGAGGUAUUACUCCUUGUGAUUUAUACUGAAGAGAAAAAAUAAAAUAUUCAAACAUC